Messenger RNA from Thamnophis sirtalis, 1837 nucleotides. It is a transcript of the gene GPR68, whose product is annotated as G protein-coupled receptor 68. Gene Ontology annotation, cellular component: membrane. NCBI's taxonomy places the organism in Eukaryota, Metazoa, Chordata, Lepidosauria, Squamata, Natricidae. The record is from RefSeq and is a predicted model, not a curated record. Gene Ontology annotation, molecular function: G protein-coupled receptor activity. Gene Ontology annotation, biological process: cellular response to pH; G protein-coupled receptor signaling pathway.
ACCAUACAAUUAAUAUUACAGAACUAUAGUAUUUAUGUUACUCAAAGUCUACCUGUAUGGAAAUUUCCCUUCAUCAUAUACCCACAACUACCCUAUAAUUAAACUCGGAUGAGAUAAUUAAUCUGGUGACACCCAGGGAAUCCCUUCGCUAGGACUAUCAGACUUGGGCUGCAAACUCGACAGUACUAAUGACAAGAUAGCAGAGAACAUUUUGCUGCCAUUUAGUGAUCACCAGAUCUUGGGAGCCCUGUUCUGAUAGGCUUAAGUGUGAAUGUGAACUCUGUUUUUCUACUCUUAGUCCACCACUGUCUCUCCCCAUAGCACAAAGUGAGAAAACAGAUUUAAUUAAGUAAACCUAAUUACAGGUGAAUAUAUUAUGACGUAGUGAGUUCUGAACUCAGUCAACUGUCAUUUAUUCAAGAACUGAUGGUUCAAUUAACCAUUGCUUGCUAUGAUAUGGGACCGGUCACUAAGUUCAAGAGUUUUAGGUAAUGAAGUAUCACCUUUGUGUGGAUUAUGAAAAAAACUGAUUUAUUGUUGAUUUUAAUAAGAAUUGUUUUGUGACUUUUUUCCUUUCUUGCAGGAGAUUACAAGCACUGAUAAUCGCAUAAAGCAAAUGUAGAGUGAAAUGGUGGAAUAAAAAAUAUGUCUGCUGAGCUAACAGACUGCAGAACAUGGGGAUUCUUCCAGAAGAGGUGAUGGACAAUAGCACUGAGGACUGCAACAUUAAUCAUGAAAUACACCAGAAAUUGUCACCUGUGGUAUAUAUACUUGUCUUUGUAGUAGGACUCCCAGCCAAUUGUCUCUCGUUGUACUAUGCUUACUUGCAAGUUAAGGUCAAGAAUGAAUUAGGAAUAUACCUUUGCAAUCUAACCGUAGCUGAUCUGCUUUACAUUUUCUCUCUACCUUUUUGGCUCCAGUAUGUUUUGCAGCACGACAACUGGACUUACAAUGAACUCUUGUGCAAAAUUUGUGGCAUCCUCCUUUAUGAAAACAUUUAUAUCAGUGUGGGUUUUCUCUGCUGUAUCUCCGUUGACCGUUAUCUUGCAUUGGUGCAUCCUUUUCGUUUCCAACAGUGUCGUACAAUGAAGGCUGCUGUGAUAGUGAGCAUUGUCAUCUGGACUAAAGAGAUGAUUACUUGUUGGCUGGUUUUUAAACAUGGAGAAGUGAGUAAAGACUCGGAGAGACACUUAGUGUGCUUUGAACAUUAUCCCAUAAAAAUCUGGGAACAUAACAUAAACUUUUACCGUUGCACAGCUGGUUUCCUAUUUCCAUUUUGCCUCCUUAUUUUUUCCUACUAUGGAAUUCUACGUGUUGUCCGUAAGAGUCAUGGCACUCAGAAAAAGAGGAAAAUUCAAAUUAAACGCCUAGUUUCAAGCACAAUCUUAAUUUUCUUAAUUUGCUUUGGACCGUAUCAUGUUCUUUUGUUAAUACGCAGCCUAUUUGAGAAGAGCUGUGAAUUUGCUGCCAGAAUCUUUAACAUCUAUCAUUUUUCUCUUUUAUUGACUACUUUUAAUUGUGUUGCAGAUCCCAUACUAUAUUGCUUUACAAGUGAAAAUACCUACCAGGAUUUUGUCAAAAUGGGACGAUCUUGUUUAAAAUGCCUAAGAUGUAUUCCAAUAGAAAACAAGGAAUCCUAUCCAUUAAAUACUCCAGAAACCAGGAAAAAAGACAACGAACAAGCUGAUCUGGACACAGGAUUGGUUAAAUAAAUUCUAUGUUAUUCAUAAAAUAGAAGUAUGAACUCAUUCUCUCCAAAAUAGUGAUGUAACUUCUCCAUGCACAGAUUGCUUACUUCACUUUUUUACAUCUAAAUGUAGAUAUGAGAAUCAUUACA